This is a messenger RNA of Helianthus annuus (common sunflower), 2098 nucleotides long. Its product is annotated as beta-fructofuranosidase, soluble isoenzyme I. The record is from RefSeq and is a predicted model, not a curated record. NCBI's taxonomy places the organism in Eukaryota, Viridiplantae, Streptophyta, Magnoliopsida, Asterales, Asteraceae. The coding region runs from base 36 to 1943 and encodes 635 amino acids. The transcript is spliced from 7 exons. Gene Ontology annotation, biological process: carbohydrate metabolic process. Gene Ontology annotation, molecular function: hydrolase activity, hydrolyzing O-glycosyl compounds.
CACACCGAAUGUAAACACAAUAAUAAUUUAUUCGCAUGGCUUUUCCUGUCCUCACCCCUCUUCUUGCUUACACUGACCUUAAAAAACGGCCGGUGUCCACCGGAACUCCGAAAUCCGGUCGAUCAUCGUCGCCAAGAAAGAUUCUCGCUAGUUUAUUUGUAUACAUUCUAGUCCUUUCAUCCUUGACUGCCGUAAUUUACAACCAACUGCUAAGACCUCAAGGUCGCCUACAGUUCACUGCCAUCACAAUUUAUUCGGGGCCGAAGCAGUUCGAGAUCAAACCGGCAUCUUCGAUAGGAGUGGAGUCGCCGGAGAAGGUCGUCGGAGAUGAGUUAUAUAGCAUAGGAUGGCAACGAUCUGUUUACCACUUUCAACCCGAUAAGAAUUUCAUCAGUGAUCCUAAUGGUCCGUUAUAUCACAUGGGUUGGUACCAUUUAUUCUAUCAAUACAACCCGCAUUCAGCAAUAUGGGGUAAUAUUACUUGGGGCCAUGCAGUCUCUAAAGAUCUCAUCAACUGGUUCCACCUCCCUCUAGCCAUGGUUCCGGACCACUGGUACGACCUCAAAGGCGUCAUGACCGGCUCCGCCACCGUCCUCCCAGACGGCCGGAUCAUGAUGUAUUACACCGGCAAUGCACAAGAUCUCUCUCAGCUUCAAUGUGUUGCGUACCCCGCUAAUUCGUCCGACCCCCUUCUUGUUGAAUGGGUCAAGUACGAACAUAACCCUAUUCUCGCUCCUCCUCUUGGAGUCGGUCUCAAAGACUUCCGAGACCCGUCAACUCUCUGGAUCGGGCCAGACGGGAAGUAUCGAAUGGUUAUGGGGUCAAAGCAUGACAAUAACAUAGGGUGUGCCCUAAUUUACCACACCACCAAUUUCACUCAUUUUGAGUUAUCCGAUGAAGUGCUCCAUUCAGUUCCGGGAACGGGUAUGUGGGAAUGUGUGGAUCUUUACCCGAUAUCCACGAGAGAUACAUACGGGCUGGAAAUGUCGAGUUAUGAGUCGGAUGCUAAGUAUGUGUUGAAGCAAAGUGGGGAUGACGAUAGGCAUGAUUGGUAUGCAAUCGGGACAUAUGAUCCGGUGAAAGAUAAAUGGUAUCCAGAUGAUCCUGAAAUGGACGUGGGUAUCGGGUUGAGAUACGACUAUGGAAAGUUUUAUGCAUCAAAGACGUUUUACGACCCGAGUAAGAGGAGACGGGUCUUAUGGGGCUAUGUUGGAGAAACAGAUCUUCAACAAAAUGACCUAAAAAAAGGAUGGGCAAAUAUGUUGAAUGUUCCAAGAACCGUGGUGUUGGACCCAAAGACACAAUCUAACUUGUUACAAUGGCCUGUUGAGGAAAUUGAGACUUUGAGAUCUAAAAAGUACCAUGAAUUUAAAGAUGUCGAGUUACGGCCCGGAUCACUUGUUCCACUUGACAUAGGCUCAACCGCAGAGUUGGACAUUAGUGCCUCAUUUGAGGUAGAGGAAGCUUCAAUGAGUGCAACCUUAGAAGCUGAUGAGUUCAACUGCACGACGAGCGAGGGUUCCGCCAUGAGGGGUGUUUUGGGACCGUUUGGAGUUGUGGUUCUAGCCGAUGCAACACUUUCAGAACAAACACCUGUUUAUUUCUACAUUGCAAAGAACAUAGAUGGCACCUCUAGAACUUAUUUCUGUGCUGAUGAAUCAAGGUCAUCAAAGCUUUUAGAUGUGGGUAAAGUUGUAUAUGGAAGCACGGUUCCUAUACUCCAUGGUGAAAACUACAACAUGAGGUUAUUGGUGGACCAUUCAAUCGUAGAAAGCUUUGCACAAGGAGGAAGAACAGUAAUUACAUCAAGAGUGUAUCCUACAAAAGCAAUAUAUGAAGCAGCAAAAGUGUUUUUAUUCAACAAUGGCACUAGCAUCACUGUUAAGGCAUCUCUCAAGAUAUGGAAGAUGGGUGGAGCAAAACUUAACAAAUAUCCCUUUUAAUUUGUUUUGUUCUGAUGGGCAUUUUGGUAAUUUUAUAAGCUUGUUUUAUAUGGGUUAUGCUUAUAGUAAAAGAUUUAAAUACAAAGGGUUGUCAUCGUCCAAAGUGUAAAAAGAAUUUUACAUGUUGCGUAAUUUUGAUUUUUGUUCAUACAUAA